Messenger RNA from Sardina pilchardus (European sardine), 1879 nucleotides. RefSeq names its product histidine ammonia-lyase-like. Bases 364 to 1626 code for a protein of 420 amino acids. Gene Ontology annotation, molecular function: histidine ammonia-lyase activity. Gene Ontology annotation, cellular component: cytoplasm. NCBI's taxonomy places the organism in Eukaryota, Metazoa, Chordata, Actinopteri, Clupeiformes, Clupeidae. The record is from RefSeq and is a predicted model, not a curated record. The transcript is spliced from 19 exons. Gene Ontology annotation, biological process: L-histidine catabolic process.
GACGGGGACUGCUGGCCACAGCCAACUGGUCCUGUGUUUGCUAGUGCACAAACAGAAUGGAAGGAACCAACAGAGUACAUUGCUCUGGAUGGAGAGAGUCUCACCACUGAUGACCUGGUCAGAUUGGGAAAAGGCCUCUUCAAGAUUAAGCUUACUAAAGAGGCUGAAAAGAAAGUGUGCGACUCCAGGGCUGUCAUUGAUUUGAUCAUCAAGGAGAAUAGAGUUGUGUAUGGAGUCAACACAGGCUUUGGGAAGUUUGCACGGACCAUCAUCUCAAAUGAUCAACUCCAGCAACUUCAAGAUAACUUGAUCCGGUCUCACAGUGCUGGUGUUGGUUCCCCUCUGACUCCUGAAAGGACUCGCAUGCUCCUCGCUCUCAGAAUCAACGUACUGGCCAAAGGCUACAGUGGCAUUUCCAUGGAAACUCUUCAGGCUAUUGUAGCUGCCUUCAAUGCGUCGUGCCUGUCCUGGGUACCUGAGCAGGGUACAGUGGGGGCGUGUGGGGAUCUGGCUCCUCUUGCCCACCUCACACUGGGGCUGAUGGGAGAAGGACUCAUGUGGUCUCCACAGAGCGGCUGGGCCGACGCCAAGGCUGUUCUGCAAGGCCAUGGCCUAACUCCAAUCAAGCUAAAGCCAAAGGAGGGUAUAGCUCUGAUCAAUGGGACUCAGAUGAUGUCAUCUCUGGGUGCGGAAGCAUUGGAGAGAGCACAGGCCAUCGCUCGUCAAGCUGACAUCGUGGCAGCCCUCACUCUCGAGGCGCUCAAAGGCACCCCCAAAGCCUUUGACAAGGAUCUCCACGCUGCAAAGCCUCAGCCCGGUCAGAUGGAGGUGGCCUUUCGUAUGCGCUCUGUGCUGCCCUCUGCCCUUUACACUUCUGAGAUCACAGGGGGCGCAUAUGACCGAGUUCAAGAUCCCUACACAUUACGCUGCUGUCCUCAGGUGCACGGGAUUGCAAAUGACACCAUUGCCUUUGUGAAGAAUAUCCUGACCACUGAGCUCAACAGUGCUACAGACAACCCGCUGGUGUUUGCUGAGAGAGGAAUUACUAUCUCUGGUGGAAACUUUCAUGGAGAAUACCCAGCAAAGGCCCUGGAUUACCUGGCUAUAGGUGUGCAUGAGUUGUCCUGCAUCAGUGAGCGUCGCAUUGAGAGACUGUGCAACCCCUCCCUCAGUGAGCUUCCUGCGUUCCUGGUUAACGAGGGCGGCCUCAACUCUGGCUUCAUGAUUGCGCACUGUACCGCCGCAGCAUUAGUUUCGGAGAAUAAGGGUCUGUGUCACCCCGCCUCGGUGGACUCUCUGUCCACCAGUGCGGCUACUGAGGACCACGUCUCCAUGGGGGGGUGGGCCGCACGCAAGGCCCUCAGGGUGGUGGAGCAUGUGGAGCAGGUGCUGGCCAUUGAGCUGUUAGCUGCCUGCCAGGCCCUGGAGUUCCGUCUCCCUCAGAAGACCACACCCCCCCUGGAGGAGGUGCGCAAGCUGGUCCGCUCUGUGGUCAGGCCUUGGGACAAGGACCGUGCCAUGAGCCCUGACAUCGAGGCCGCACACAAGCUCCUGCUGGAGGGAAAAGUGUGGGAGGUGGUGAGGCCUUACAUGGAGAAGUACCAGCAGAUGGAAUGCCAGCAGUGAGCUCUGCCAUCACCCAUAAUCCUUUGGGUGUGAUUACCCAAUUGAUAACCAGGAAGUGAUCAGUCACGUCAAUCAUAGAUUCAUGUACUGUAUAAUGCGAUCAUCACACAUAAUCCCUCCCACCAGGAGACAGAUCAACCUUUUUUUAAGUUUAUUGAUGGUGGCAGAUGCACACCACAACAUGGAUUACAUAAACAGAUAAAUAAAUUUGCCUGAGCAACUCAGCCUGUUUGUACGGAAGAGCAAUAGGGCC